This is a messenger RNA of Raphanus sativus (radish), 598 nucleotides long. RefSeq lists its product as uncharacterized. The transcript has a single exon. The record is from RefSeq and is a predicted model, not a curated record. NCBI's taxonomy places the organism in Eukaryota, Viridiplantae, Streptophyta, Magnoliopsida, Brassicales, Brassicaceae. The coding region runs from base 107 to 367 and encodes 86 amino acids.
AUCUUCCGACAAAAUCUACUACUCUCUCUCUAUAUUACACAGAGCUUCUCAUACACUUCAAAGCUUCCAAUUUCUUAAAGAAAGCAAGAAAGUUUGUACUAAAAAGAUGACUUAUCUGAACAAGCUUUGGAUGGCAGCAUCGUUCGUUGCUGUUCAAGGAAAUCCCGACCACGGCGUCAAGUUGAAAACCGGUCUCACCUCCGCCCACCGUCUUCAACGCCGCCUUUCCUCCGAUCUCCGCCCUCUCUCCGCCGUAGAUGUCUCUGUUGACGGUGUUCAUGCAGAUGAUAGACGACGUACCUCUUCUUCCACUCCUGAUGAAUCUUUCCGUCAGGUCAUGUACCUCAACUGCUGGAGCCAAGGCUAAUAACUCAUUCCGUUCAUCCACGGAUGAUGAUGUUGACUCGCUCAUGGACCCGCUGAGUCUGAUAAAACGAGGCAGAUUCUCUGAUGAUUACUGUAUAUAGCUUGUUUGUCGUAGUCCCUCUUAUGUAAAUACUAGACUUGUUUAAAAAGAUCAAAAGCAAGCGUUCGUUUAUGAGAACACUGUUUCUGUUUUUACCUUCAAAGUUCUCAUCAAAGUCUUCUCAAAUCUUGA